AUGAAAGUAUAUGUCGUAAGUCGAACUAAAUAUUUCGACAUAUUUUAUAUAGGUUAGUUUAGCUUUCAGUGUUUUGACCUAAUCAUAAUGGUUAUAAUGACCUAUUUGGGAAUAAUAACCAAUCGGUAAAUUUGCCUGAACCAAAAACAUUGGUUAAAUUAACCUAUUUUUAUUGGUUGCAAAACUUGACCUGAUAAUAAUAAGUUAUUUUAACUAAUUUAAAUCGGUUCUAACCCAUCCAAUUGGUUAAAACAACCUUUAAUUAUUGUUUAUAACCUUUAGAAAUAGGUUGUUUUAACCUAUCAGUUUUUACAGUGAAUCCGCAAAAAUAUAUCCGCUGGAUUAUAAACCGUAUAAUUUGGUCUUCAUUUGGUCACAAAAGAUAUUCAGUCCAGUUUUUUUAGAGAUAAACAGCGCGUAUGCUUACAUUUCCCCAACGAAGUAUUAUACAGCACAAUAGAAAACGGACAGGACUCCCAAAAGUAAUUACCUUAUUAGGCAGGCGUUAAUUCUUCGCUCUAAUUUGUGUUUUUUUACAGCUAUAUCCCUCAGAUUACAAGGGCCAUUAAGAGCAAAUGGCACUGGUCGUGUUGAAGUAUUUUACCAAGGACAAUGGGGUACAAUCUGCGACGAUAAUUGGGAUAUAGAUGAUGCUAGGGUUGUUUGUUUACAACUUGGAUAUUACGUAUACGAUGGCAUUAAAGCUCUGGGAGGAAGCGAUGUUCCUGAUGGAACUGGACAGAUAUGGCUAGAUGAUGUCGCUUGCACUGGAAGUGAAGAAAAUUUGAGCAAUUGUUCUCAUAGUGGAUGGGGAAAUCAUAAUUGUAGGCACAGUGAAGACGCGGGAGUUGUAUGUCCAUUAAUAGGUAUAAUAAUGGGAUUAUUUUCAGUAUCAAAAGCCUUAAGGUAGAAGUGUGAUACUAAGUAUGAUUUAUCGGGCACUCAUCACCUGACCCUGUCAUGAUCAUGGAGCGAAUAUACACAGUAUUUAACCAUUAUUUCCAGAAAUGGAAAUGAAUGAUGCAAGGAUAUUCGCCAAGACGCAAAGCGUGAAUGGUGAAUAUCUGCCCCAUUGGCGAAGCUAUCCAUAGUAACUGGUCUUGCUAUGCUAAUAAACCAGCGUCUAAAUAAGUUAAAAACAAUGCAAUUGUACAAGCUGGCAAUGGGAUAAUACAAAUAAUUCAAGUUUGCAUGGCAUGACCAGUUGUUAUAUCUAUCUCGCCAGGGACCUGUCCACUAUUAACUAUAACGCUGAGGUAAAUUAUUGUCCGAGUCAACGGUGCGAAACAGCGUUCCGGGCAUAAACCCAGGGCGAAGCUACUAAUCCUGCCCGGAUAUAUACAUCUGGGGAAAGGAAAUACUAGGGAAGUCUAAAGUUUAUCAAAUAUCGCGGGCGCAUGGCUACGGUUCACUGUUCAUGGGUUCAUACAGCGAACUGUUGUGAAUAGCGAACACUGAUUGGUUAAAUUUGAAAUUUGCAUGGAAACGACUGGGAAAUGAUAAACAUUUCUUGCAAAUAUAUUGUAUUUUUGCAAGAUUUUGUAAAUUUUAAAAUCUGGCCAGAGAAAAAGAAGGGAGCAAAGUUACCGACGUUAAUAAAGGAAAAUUUUUUUUUAAUAUUGGUGUAUUAUCUCUUUUUAAUUGCUUUAAAAUCUGCAGAUGCGGUCGUUGCGUAUAUAAGUGGAAAGUUUACGAUCGUUAUAAGUGAUAAUUUCAGUGUAUUUUUAUUAAUCACUCUUUUUUAUAAUAUUUAAAUUUUUAAAUAAAGAAGAAAGCACAGUUAUUUUCAUGCAAAUAUUUGAAAUCGUUUAUUUCGAACUCAAUGUUUACCGAUAAAACGCAAUUUAGUUUUAAGAACAUUUUAAAACUUUUUGCGAAACGUUUAUGGUUGCACGGCGCUUGGCGCCGUCGGCUCGGGGAUAAACGCAUGCGACUCGUUUUCUAUUUCUUAAAUAACAACGACAACAACAGUAACCAAAACAGAGCCACUACAGUGAAACAAUGGUCACAUUCAGUAUGGCGCUCUAUGUGCAGUUACAUGUACACAUAUAACGUACUUAUUUUUGUAAUAUUUUAAAUUUUUUUAACACUACGAAAGCUGAUAAUCACAUAAAAUGCAUUUUGCAUUUCUAUUUUCUGGUAAUUUAUUUGUACAUUUUGUUCUUUUGUUUCGGUAAUCGCAAUUUAAACUUUCUCUCCACAGAUUACUGAGCGCAGACAAGUUUGUUAACUCCUCGAUCAAAUUGUCGAUACGAAACGUAUACUUUUUUCCCAUUAUCCCACCAAAUUUCUCGGAAAAUUAGGAAAAUUUGUAUUAUGUUUUGAUUUGUUUCUUAAUAAUUUCAACAAAAUAAGUGUGUUUACUGUUCCCAGUUUGAAAUUUUCAGACAGUUUUCAAUUGGUUCUUCUUCUUCUAUCUCCAAUAUUACGUCAUAUUUUCAAUCAGCUCUUAAUUAACUCACAAGUUUGUAAUAAUUUCAACUGAGUAUUGCAGUGUGGCCUUCGGAAUCUUAUAGGAUUUUCCACGAUAAUAUGAUGGAUUAUUACUGUAUUUUAUUGAAUUUCUAUCAUUGUUGAGCUUACCAUAUUAGUUUUCCUCUAUUUCUGAAUAAAAGACAUGAAAGAAAUAUGUGUACAUUUUAUUUCAAAACGUCGGUUGAUUUGUUGAUUUGCCAAAAAGCUACCUGUUAUAGUCCUGUUUUAAUUUCUUGUUCGCAAUCCUUCCGGCUAGCUUUUGAUACAACGAAUAUUUAAUCAACUUUUGCCAGUGGCGUAGCAAGCGGUCCCGCUGUCCCGCCGGGCGGGACUAACAAUUUCCAAAAAAAUGAGUAAAUGUUUUAUAGUGAAACCAAAAUCACAGCUUUGCCUAUUUUGAAAAUUUAAAUAUUAAUAAUGAUCAUUUUUCAGUGCUUUCAUUUGUCAUUUAUUUAAAGUUUACGCAAUAUUGCUGUCUGCUCUUUGACCUCUUUGUUGUCUAUAGUAACUGAUACCCUGCAGAAUUAGCUAAUUUCCACGCAAUUUAUUGCUUACUCACGCAAUUCGUGAAUCGCAUGUCUCGUGUUCCGCUGAUUUUCAUGUGGCGGAAUAUUCAAUACUAUCUUAUACAAGAAAUUCUGGUUUCUGGUUUGAUAAUUGGCACAGCGCAUGCCGAGAACGGUUGUUUUUAAUGCCGAAGUCCCGCUAUUUUAUGAAGGCGAAGGUUGUUAAUAUUCAAACCUUUCUGACGAAGCUUCUGCGCGAGUAUUCACGACUAUGACUGUGGUAGGUCAUCAAAUUACUAUUCAUAUCAUAUUUGAUAUUGCUUUUGUGAUUUGUAUACAAUGGCUUCAACGAUCGUGACGAAUCUUAUGGAAAGCCAUAGCGGAAUUUCAUUUCAUUCGGUGCUUUUAGCAUUAUAUAUGUGGUGCUUUUAUCGUUAUACGAGGUGCUCUUUACAUUAUACGCGGUGCUUCGAGUUCAUGCAAUCGAGCAUUAUACGCGAUGAUUUUGACAUUAUAUAUGGGCUACACGCAACAUUAUACAUUAACAUUACUAUACGCGGUGCUUGAAACAUUUAAUAAUAUAAUCAUUAUACGCGGUCGGUAUAACGUUAUACGCGGUACCUUCAGCAUUCUACGCAGUGGUUUUAUCAUUUACGCAGUUCUGUAACUACUUGCUGUGGUUUCAACAUCAUACGCAGUGCUUGAGACAUUAUACGAAGUGCAGUGAUUAAUUAUUCGUUGUGCUGCAGACUCAGUGCAGAGGGCAAUAUUUUUGCUUAGCACAGCACUUCUCUGAGCUCACACAGAUCUUCUCUCGGCCAGAUCGCCGAGAUAAUUUUACGAAGGGAAAAUAUUCCUGUUAGAGGUGUAUCGAAACUUUGUUUAGAGACAUCCUUCCACCCUCGAAUCGCAAAAAAUGCCAUUUCCGAGGUUCUAGAUUUCAAAUUUUCUCGGGGGGGGGGGGUAUGCCCCCGAACCCCCCUAGGAAGGUCGCACCUUCGGCGGGACGAUUUUUUUAGCCAGCUACGCCACUGCUUUUGCGUCCAGAUGAACAUUGUUUGUACUGACACUUAGGAAACCGUGCAUGAUUCUGCGCAAUACAAUUAAAAGCUAAGGGGUAUUAAAAUCCUACCUAAUCUCUCCUUUGGCAGCUCUCCUUAAUUUAUUUGUAUUAUCUUUUCACAGAUAAGUCUCUAAGGUUACAAGGGCCAUUAAUAGGAAAUGGCAUUGGUCGUGUGGAAGUAUUCCACAACGGACAAUGGGGAACAAUUUGCGAUGACAGUUGGGAUAUAAAUGAUGCUAGGGUUGUAUGUCGUCUUCUUGGAUAUACAGAUGGCGUUCGAGCACUUGGAGGAAGUAAUGUUCCAGAUGGUACAGGACAAAUAUGGUUAGAUGAUGUCGCUUGCAUCGGGACUGAACGAAGCUUGUCCAAUUGUUCUCAUAGAGGCUGGGGCAAUCAUAAUUGUGUGCACAGUGAAGACGCUGGAGUUGAAUGUUCAUCAACAGGUAAUAUUAGUUUACUAACUAGAAAAUACGUGUAUGCAAAAACCCCUCGUUUUGCUGACAAAACCAUUGUAUUUUCCUAACAUGAAGUAAUUAAAGUAGUUGUCAUGCUGACACGAUAAUUUUUAAGAAUUAUAGUUUUAAAAUUAAAAAAUCCCCUAAAAAUAUCACUUUUAAUUACAAAAUUGUCAAUUCACCAAACAUAUAUAUGUUAGAUAUGUUAUUAUACGUAAUUUAAGCUUCAAUUUAAGGUAAAAUUCGACCUCAAACGCUUCGCAAGACGUUUUAAAAUGUUCUUUAUAAAACUAUACGGCGUUUAUCGAAAAACGUUGAGUUUGAAAUAAAAUGAUUUCAUAUUCUCGCAUUUAAACAAGUUUGCUUUUUUUAUUUAAAAAUUUUAAUAGAGCCUAAGAAGAAAGGAUAAUCAACAAAGAAAGACUUCAAUUAUAUGCCGUCUUUUUAAAUAAAAAAUAUGCAACAACCAGCAAUUAUAAAGCGAACAAUAGGCCUACAUCAACAUUUAAAACAAACCAAAACAAACCUUCAAUAAAAUAAACCAAAUCCUUCAAAAAAACCUUCAAACAAAUAUCAACCUUUAAACCUUCAACAAAUAAAUAUACUCCAAUAUAAGCUAGCAUUUAACAAAUAUAAACCUUCAACAAAUGAACCUUCAACAAUAGGCCUAUAAACCUUUAUAGCUACAAACUUUUAAACCAAUGAUAAAUAUAAACAUUUAAACCUUCAAAACAAAUAUUUAAAACAAACUUCGUUAACGUCGGCGCCAUUACUUCCUCUUUUAGCAAUUCUUUUAUUACUAUAUUUCCUUAAAAAGCUUUUGAAAUUCACAAAGUCUUACAAAAAUUACAUUAUAUAUUUGCAAGAAAUCAUCAAAUCAAGAAAUGUUUGCUAUUCACAUUAGUUGGGCGCGAAGAGCGACGCAACAACGCAAAUCGAAUGGUCCAAUGGCCUUAAUUGGUUCUAUUCCAAGUACAGUUUAUCAAAUGUUUGGCCAAUAGGUCUACGUGUUGGUUCCGGCAAUUCGGUUUGA
This is a messenger RNA of Paramuricea clavata, 5532 nucleotides long. NCBI's taxonomy places the organism in Eukaryota, Metazoa, Cnidaria, Anthozoa, Malacalcyonacea, Plexauridae. The record is from the annotation of a GenBank genome assembly.